AUGAAAAGAAACUUCGAGAACCGAACAAACACUGGCAUUUCGAAACGGCCCGGGAACAAUGAUGCGUCGGAAAUCGAUCACGUGGCACAGACCAAUUUGUCGGAAAAACCCCGGGGUAGUAGUGGUGCAAGUUGCAGCUCAAGUGAUGACGACAGUGACGAUGAAGCAGUGUAUUUUGUUGCGGGCAAAUACGAUCCAGUACAUCGUCGUGUCGUGGCCUGGGAUCCGGAUAUCGCUCGGAUGAUCAAACCCCCGUGA
Echinostoma caproni is the source of this 258-nucleotide messenger RNA. The record is from the annotation of a GenBank genome assembly. Lineage: Eukaryota; Metazoa; Platyhelminthes; Trematoda; Plagiorchiida; Echinostomatidae.